Molecule: messenger RNA, 4053 nt
Organism: Chaetomium fimeti
Lineage: Eukaryota; Fungi; Ascomycota; Sordariomycetes; Sordariales; Chaetomiaceae
Exons: 11
Coding region: 146-3928 (1260 amino acids)
Biological process (GO): metal ion transport; transmembrane transport
Cellular component (GO): membrane
Molecular function (GO): metal ion transmembrane transporter activity
Source: RefSeq, a predicted model, not a curated record
CCGGCCUUCCCAAAGUCCGCGCGCAUGCGUGAGCGCAGCCUUGUCAUCGAUGUGCCAACUUUCGUACCGGUAGAAAAGGAGAGUCCGUCUUCUAAACAGGCAUGUUCCGUCUGUCACCAUUGUCUCCAGCCUCGACACAACCAAAAUGGCCCCCCCUCGCAGACGGUCUAUGGAACGAGGAUGUAGAGAUGCCUCGCGUCGGAGAAGCUCGGUCUACAACAACAGCUUCCGGUCAAGACGACCGACCCUUGACGAAGAACCCGAUAGUGUCACAUGUUUAUCGACAGCCUACCAUGGCCCUGAAGCGGUUCGAGACCUGCUUCAACAUUACACGGGCUGCAUCGAGAUCAGUGAACGAGUCGGCUUCCUGAACAAAAACCAUGAGUUCUGGAAGAAAGCCAAGGACGAGCUGUCCCAUCUCGAAGCCAAAGAGCAGCCGCCGCAGAAUGACAGCGAUGCACUUGCUGCCCUUGAUGCACAAGUAACGGAAAAGAUCGAAAAUUCCAUCAAGUCGUUGGCCGUCUCAAUCGAAGCGCAGUACAAGAGGACCGACGUGUUGCGAAAGGCCUUGGCCAAGGAGCCCACGUCACCUGGGAGCUGCAGUCUUGUUCAACAUGUCAACGACAGCCGUGAGGCAUGGCAGGCCUGCAAGGAGUUCAAGGAUGGCAUCGGGAAAGUCAAAAAGUGGAGGAGGGACAAACAGCCCAUGCACCCCGGCGACGUCAAGAUUGGAGAUGACCGAAAGGAUGUUAAGGCAAUUGUCGAAAAGCUACGUGGUAAGCAGUACCUAAAAGAAGAAGUCAAGGACUACGAACUCGAGCGGGACGUCAAUGCAUAUCUUAUCCAAUACACCCGGGAUGCAGCAGAGGGAAACAUGACCGCAGACGGAACCGGAACCGCCGACGAGACAGCCAGUUUUGACCCGAAGAAACGUCACUUACCCGUCAGGCAAGUCGACGAAAGCUUGGACGACGCGCGGUUCAGGGGCAAAUUCCCAGACCAGCGGUUGGCAAUGAGUCUGCUCCUUGGACAACCGGUUGAUGAUACACAGAGCCCCGGGGCUAAUACCUCGGUGUUGUCAAAACGGCAGUGCGAUGGCAAAGACAAGACGAGGGUGCGGUACUUCCACAUUCCAUAUAAUAAUAUGGAGUGGGUCGAGCGUGUGAUCGCCGAAUACUAUGGUGACCCGCGACCCAAUCUUAGCAAAAGUCACAUUGAACUUCAGCCCGUCAUCAAAACGCAGACCGAGAUGCUCCUUCGUCCACAGCUGUGGCGCGGCCAACAGCAUGGUACCCAAAGCGGCAUCGUGCACGCAAGGUACAUGCGGCCGCUGUGUGAGCGGGUAUCAACAGCGGUCGACGUCAUCGAGGAUAACCCGAGCAACAUCGUUCUCUUUAUGCCAUACAUGUAUUGGGAGACAGAUAGGAUGAGGAGCGCUGUCUGCAAAAUGAUGGAAGAAGAGUCGGAGAGCCAACGGAAAAAGCAGAAAAAGAGAGAAUCCGAAGACAAGACGAAGCGCAAAAAGGCCAGGGAGAAGAUUACCGACAAGAACUCGGAAAGGAGACUGGAGCAUCCCAAACCGCCCCCGGUCCCGUCACAAGCGAUCGCCCCAAAGAUAGGCGCGCCUCUAUGGUCCAUUGCCGACGUUCUCAACAGGGUGGAGGUAGGCAGGACGACUCAAAACGGAAUGAAGGUCGAUAAUGGACGACUCAUAGCACCAGCCGGACGAUUGGGCCCCCUAGCGCAAUACCUCAUUGAUGCUGCCAGGCUCUACGAGGCCAUGUCUACUUUCCGAGACCGGCGGAUGCUCAAGGACUACCUGUACAAAACCCCACCCCUGCAUCCACGCAGGACCCUGGAUCAAUCUCACUACUGGACGCUGAGGAGCACCAGGGUUCGCGACCGAGAUCAAGUUGUCUACCGACAGACGAGUAUGGACGUUGAACUCGCUCACAAGCUCAAGAAGAUUCCCUUGGAGCAGCCCCCAAAACAAGGCCUCUGGGGGAUUCUCCAAGGGACAUGGCCUCAGGUUUGGGGUCUUCUGAAGGGUAAUGCCGCCAAUCAGCCCGACGAGGCCGUUUCCGAGAUCCCCGAAAGGUUCCAUGUGAGCUGUUGUGACGACUCCGAUGACAAACCCGAGGCCCAGUCCCACUGGCCGCCAUGGAGAGCAAAAGGUUGUAAAGGGAAAUGCCACUGGCAAUGGCAAGAGCACUGGUCCAUAACCGAUGAGGACGGUUGUGAUCACUGCACUAGCGACAUCAAGAAGACGUCCAAGCUCAUUAUGGUUGAUCAACUUUGGAUGUGGAUACUGGACGAACAGACCAUCAUCACGUCUUUCCCGAGAAGAUACGGCUAUAACAAGCACGACGCUCAUGGAAUACACAAGUCUAUACGGAACCGACUCCGGAACGCCCGCAAGAAUCAGGUCAGAUCCGUCUACGAUCUUGGCUUGAUUGUCCUCGAUGAGUGCUCCAACACCUUUCUGGACCGAACCAGAACACAUGAGAGUCAACCACAAGUCAUGGAUAUCUUCUCGGAGGCAAUUGGGAAUGUGACCAACCAACACACAACGUCGUUUCAACACGUCUGGCACUGGACAAAGAAAGCGUCCAGCGUGUACCGUUCGGCUUCCAUCUCGAAACACUACGGCGAGACAGCCGAGCUGCAUGUGCCUCUUCUCGACAUCCACCCUGAAGGAAAGCUGCAGCGAGAAAUCAAAGACAUUCUGGACGAGCUUGAAAUCAUGAUCAAUCUCACCAGACGCCAGAGGGAGAUCAUCGGACGGUACUGCAAACACGUCGAAAACAUACUGGAUCCUGAUGGACAACUAAGGAACAACGGUCCUGACAGCCAGCUAUCAGCUCAGUACAGAGAUGACGGUUUUGACUGCCCGGACCCGAGCAAACGGUUGUCAACUGGGCCCGAGACUGCCGGCGACAGAAAGAAAGGCAAGCGGACUGAAACACAGAAACAGCAAGAGGAAAGCGAAGCGCGGAGAGUGGAUAUGGCGAGAAGAAAAGACCACCUGGCCUGGUUCCACAUGCAGUCACAAGACUUGCUCUGCGAGGUUGACGAUCACAUCGGCGAACUAGAGGCCCUCCGGGAGAGUGCCAAGAGCACGGCUCAAAGUGUAACCGAUCUCCUUUCCCUCAAGCAACAACAGGCGAGUGUUGUGCAGGCCUGGGAGUCUGCGAGACAGGCAGAGGAAGCCGUCCGUCAAGGGCGCGCCAUUAUGAUGUUUACCAUCAUCACCAUCGUUUUCCUGCCACUAUCGUUCAUGUCCAGCGUUUUUGGGAUGAACAACAAAGAUUUUGGCCAAGACAACACUGAUUGGACCGUGAAGAACCAGUUUCAGCUCAUGUUCCCAAUAUCAAUCGGCAUCGUUGCCGUCUGUCUCGUAGUCGCCUUUUACCCCUUUCUCCGCGCCGUUAUCUGGUCCUUCUACGCAUACACCACCACCCUAGUGGUCGUCAAAACAGGCCUCUACAAAAAGUGGCUUGAUUUCAACGACGGAUGGCGCUCCACCACGCUGGUGCAAAAGACGGAGGAGGAAGUCUUUCUGCUCAGGGACGAAGUUCGAAAGGCGAGGAGGCGGAAGAAGGCCGAGGAGAAGGCCGCCGAGAGAGAUAAAAAGAACGGGGGGGGACAGGCGGAGAGGACGGAUACGGAAGGUGGAGCUGGCUGCGCGAAGUGUACGGGACACUCCGUUCUGGCAUGGCGCGGAUGGUUCAAGAGGGAGGCUACGACUGAGGAUAAGGAUCCGGAGCAGCAGAACGGAGUGUUGGGGCAACGGCCGCGACGACAGCCGGGUGGCGACACAUUACAGCUGCCCCGGGUUCAGCGACAUGAUCAGGCUGGCGCAGGCGCUGCAGGGCAGCGUUCCCCUCCGUCGACUGUGAAUGUUAGCGGGGGUCAAGCGAGGGAAUGAAAGCUCGGCGGGAACUCAGGACGAGGUGAGACGAUUGACACGUUCCAAGAUUGUGCUUCAACCCAAAAUGUAGGUUAUUCGGCAGUUCUACUUUAGCUUAUCUACCUUUGUACGUGUACAUCUUU